Molecule: messenger RNA, 618 nt
Organism: Plasmodium malariae
Lineage: Eukaryota; Apicomplexa; Aconoidasida; Haemosporida; Plasmodiidae
Product: RNA-binding protein, putative
Exons: 5
Coding region: 1-618 (205 amino acids)
Molecular function (GO): RNA binding
Source: RefSeq, a predicted model, not a curated record
AUGAACCAAAUUCUCAAUAGCAACGGAACUAUACUUUGCAAAAAUAUUCCUGUUGACAUAAAUCGAUUUGAAAUAACCGAAAUAUUUAGUAAAUAUGGACCUUUGUUAGGUGAAGGUAUUUAUUUCGGGAAAAAAAGCAGUAACAUGUUUUUUAUAAAAUAUGUUCAUUUCAAAGAUGCUAUAAAAGCGUACGAAAAUUUGAAAGAUAGCACAAUAUGCGAAUACGAUUUCAAGCUAUCACUUAGCAAAAGCGACGAGAUAAAAUAUAAAGCUAUAAAAGGGAAUAAAAAGGCAAUUGAAGAAUUAAAGAACAUUUACAAAAAUAAUGAACAAAUAAUAGUUAACGAUGACUUGACAAACGAUAUUAUUAACGAAUUAAAUGAACAAAACUAUGAGCUAUUAAAAAAGAAAAAGAAAGAGAAAGAAAUGGAGAAAAAAAAAGAUAAAUCUUUUAUUUUAAAUCUUCUAACCAAGGUUGAGGAACCGCAGGAAAACAAGGAAGAUAACAAAUUAAAAGAAGAGCUAAAAAAUUACUUAAAUUUAAAUUGUUUGUGCUCAUAUAAUUUUGACGAAAAUAAUAAAUAUGAUAAUUAUUUAACUCCGACAUUCCCAAAUUAA